AUGAUCUUGUUCGUAUCCCUACUCUCUGGAAAAAAAAUUACUCUUAAAGUGUUUGGAACUGACACUGUAAUGAGUGUCAAGCAAAAAAUUCAGGAUAAAGAAGGAACUAUGUAUUUGUUUUCGUGUAUGAACCUGUUCGUGGUUUUACCUGAUGGAAAAACAACUACUCUUCAAGUAUUUGAAGAUGACACUGUCGAAAGUGUCAAGAAAAAACUUUUUGAUAAAGAAGUAUUAAACGAAGACCAAAAAAAGCUGCAUGAAUAUAAUGUCCCUAACGAAGGAAAAAUGUAUAUGACUUUGAGAUUGUUAGGAGGUAGUGGUGUAGAUCAAUCAUAA
This is a messenger RNA of Dentiscutata erythropus, 336 nucleotides long. The record is from the annotation of a GenBank genome assembly. NCBI's taxonomy places the organism in Eukaryota, Fungi, Glomeromycota, Glomeromycetes, Diversisporales, Gigasporaceae.